UCAUGCCCAUACCCAUGCUCCACUAAAGCUCACAUAUGUACGGGUCUGUACCUGUAUGUACGAAGUAGUGUUACCUUAUAAGGUACCUAACAUAGUAAAUCAAUGAGGCCGCCGUUUCACUGAUAUCGAGCUCGGAAAUACGGCAUAUUUUAGGUAGAUUAGAUACAAUAUUCGUCUUUUUAAAUGCGCAUUCUCAACCUCCAUAUUUCACCGGUUUUACCUACCUACAUACCAAGGUAAGGUAGAUAAGUAUUUACGCCUAAUUUAAGUUGCAUCAUGGCCCGCAAGAAGGCUCUCCUUAUUGGCAUCAACUACUUCGGAUCCGAGCAUGAAUUAAAUGGCUGCAUUAAUGACGCGGAAAACAUCAGGAACUUCUUGGUCGAGGAGAGAGGCUUCUCACCCAGCGCUCACGACAUGGUCAUGUUGUCGGAUAUCCCUGAAAAUGAUGGUACUCCCUUUUUUCCGACAGGCGCCAACAUUCUGGCAGCAAUCAAUUGGCUGGUUACCAGAAAUCAGCCUGGUGAUAUACUUUGGCUGAGCUACUCCGGCCAUGGAUCCCAAGUUAGAAGUGAUGCUAGGGAUCGACCUUCAGGCUUCGAUGAUACAAUAUGUCCGGUCGACUUUGCAGAAAACGGACAGAUUUCAAGCGAAAUAUUGCAUCGAUCGAUCGUCUCUCCAAUGAACCCCGAAUGCCGUCUUACCAUACUCUUUGAUUGCUGUCACUCCGGCUCAGCCUGCGAAUUGCCUUACGUCUAUCGACCCGACGAAGAGGGCAAUGUCAAUAUGGUUGACACGAUCAAGAAAGGAAUCGGGUUGAUUCGCGCAGCCGAGGGGCUUUUCGAAAGCGGCUUUUCCAUGUCUAAAGUAGAGGAUGCUAAGAUGCUACUCGGCGGUGCGACUGACUUCUUCAACGGACUGCAUCAUCGUCGGAACGAGGAUGUCGACGAAGAUGGACUCGCCGUUGAGAAUUUCGAAGAACAUUGGGAGACAGAGGGCAAAGAUGUCUGGAUGUUCUCUGGAUGCGCUGACGAUCAGACCUCUGCGGAUACAUCCAUUGCCGGAGCACCUACUGGUGCCAUGUCUUGGGCACUUCUUAGGACUCUGAGAGAGAACCCCGAGCAGUCAUAUGUAAACGUCCUCCAGAAUACCAGAGAGGAACUGGCGAGGAACUACUCUCAGGUCCCGCAACUCAGCUGCGGCGGCAGAUAUGACUUGGACCAAGUACUCAUCCUAUGAGUUAUCAGCAACCAUAGACUGAGAUUUCUAUCAAGAUCGAGAUGCAUUCUACCCCAGGAGGGUUGACAUCUUGAGCAAUAGUUAAUCAACCUAAAGUAUUUAGUUUAACUAAGUGGAAAUCCCAAUAGAUACCUAAGAAAUAAGAUCAUCGGGAAACAAAUUAAGCGAGAAUUCUUAAGCCUCUUUUUUACAUAAUAUUAUAGAGAGUUGUACGCCGUAUACAUACCUAAUAGAUGACGUAUAACGCC
Messenger RNA from Daldinia loculata, 1484 nucleotides. Its product is annotated as peptidase C14. Gene Ontology annotation, molecular function: cysteine-type endopeptidase activity. Gene Ontology annotation, biological process: proteolysis. The record is from RefSeq and is a predicted model, not a curated record. The transcript has 6 exons. Lineage: Eukaryota; Fungi; Ascomycota; Sordariomycetes; Xylariales; Hypoxylaceae. The coding region runs from base 277 to 1236 and encodes 319 amino acids.